AUGACCGACGGACGUCGCGUCAUCGCUCGACUCCCUACCCCCCUUGCUGGACCUCCACACUUGGUCACCGCAAGCGAAGUCGCCACGAUGCGCUUUCUCCGCGAGCGCCUGGGUCUAACACAAAUCCCUCGCGUCCUCUCCUGUUCGUCACGCGCGGAGGAGACGCCAGUCGGAGCAGAGCACAUCAUCAUGGACGUCGCAGACGGCGUGUCGCUCCUCUCCGUCUGGGACGAACUGACCAUGUCACAGAAGCUCAGAGUCGUCGACCAGUGGAUCAAAUUCGAGUCUGUAGCUACCAAAGCCAUUAGCGGCGGCUACGGCUCCUUGUACUACCGCAACGACCUUCCACCAGAGCUCGCACGCGACCUCACAGUGUGGGGCAAAGUCGACGAGGAAUUCGUACUCGGACCUAGCACCGUGCAGCUCGGCUUCUGGGAAGGCAAGCACGGAAACCCACGCGACCUCGAACUCGAACUUGACCGCGGGCCAUGGCCAGACGUUGCCUCCUACCUCAAAUCCAUCUCCAACUGCGAACGUGCUUGGAUCCGCAAAUUCGCCAAACCACCACCCUCUACAGGCCGCACCUACAGAGCCCCAUGGGAAGCCCCUCCCCAUCUCCAAAUACCCGAAGAGCACAUCCACCUCCUCAACCUCUACGACAAUAUCGUGGCCCACCUCAUCCCCACAGACAAGCGCUACCACCGCCCCUCUCUCACCCUCCGCGACUCGCAUCACACCAACAUCUUCCUCUCCAAAGACGCGCUCGACCGCGAUGGCUCAAUCCAAAUCUCCUCCAUAAUCGACUGGCAACACACCGCCGUCCUCCCUCUCUACCUCACAGCCUUCGCCCCCCAAUUCAUCCAACAACGCCUCUUCUUCCCCGGAAAACCCAAAGAGGAAGUCGAAAGGGAAAACGCGUACCUCCACAAGGCGUACUACAUGCUCUAUAACGACACCAAGCUCGAUACCGUCUGGGCCUCCCUCGUCAACCCCGAAUCUCCAGGACGACACAUGUCCGAGCAGUUGCCAGGAAUCGCGCAGUUUUGCUGGCACGGCGGGUUUGCGACUCUCAAGUUGGACCUCAUCACCGCGGCGAAUCACUGGGAGGAGCUUGUAGGACCCGGAGUACCCUUUCCUCAUCCAGAGCUCUGCAAGGAGGACGUUCAGAAGGCGGAGGAAGACGCAGUGCAGUGGGCCGAGGUCGAGAAAGCGAUCGAAAAGGUUCGGGAAUCUGUUGGCGUAUAUGAGGAUGGGUGGGUAUCAAAUGUGCCAGAGUACGAAGAAGCCAUCGAGGCCAACGAUGAGCAGCGCAAAGCUUGGGUGGACAGCUUGACUGAGGAGGAAAAGAAAGGACUGGGCGGUGUGGACCCUGCAGAUAUUUGGCUUCUUCGACCUUGA
Molecule: messenger RNA, 1398 nt
Organism: Coprinopsis cinerea okayama7#130
Lineage: Eukaryota; Fungi; Basidiomycota; Agaricomycetes; Agaricales; Psathyrellaceae
Product: protein kinase subdomain-containing protein PKL/CAK/Fmp29
Exons: 1
Coding region: 1-1398 (465 amino acids)
Cellular component (GO): mitochondrion
Source: RefSeq, a predicted model, not a curated record